AUGUCGACCGUCACUGCGGCCACUGACGCCUACGCCAUCCUGGGAGUUGGGCGAGAUGCCAAACUCCCUGACAUCAACAUUGCCUACAAGCGCCUUGCCUUGAAGCUCCACCCAGACAAGGCUGGAAAUUCCCCUGCAGCCGUUGAGCGAUUCAGAAAGAUUCAAGAUGCUGUUGAGGUCCUCCGUGACGAAGACCGUCGGCGCUUGCUUGACGAGGCCCUGAAAAAGAAGACCAAGAGACAUCUGGAUCCCGAGGAUGACAUACCGGCUCGGGCCUUCAAGAGCAACUACAAUCCUUCAUCAAAGCGAGAACGCCACAGGCAUGAUUUCAAAUGGCCGAGCCCAUUUGCCGAACCAGCAUGGCAUCACCGCCAGCACACCUUUAGCUACUACUACAGUUACGGAACAAGUGUGCACAUGGACCCGGAGUCGGCCGAAUCCAAGGCCAAACGGGCGCAAUUUGAAGCAGAAAAUGUCCAGUGGGAGAACGAAUGGCUUGAUAUUGAUCCAGAAGUGCAGAAGGCACGGGCUGAGCUUCGCAAAGAAAACAUGCGGGCUCGGAUGAAGCGUGACCUAGCAGAUAUGGCGAAGGGCCAGGAUGAAGACACCAAAUAUGCCGAUUUCGACCAUGUUGUUGAAGGAGUUUUGGACGAACUCAACUUUGGCCACGACGAAGAUUUCGUGCAUGUCCUGCCUAAAGAGAACAUCAAGACCUGCAACCCUGCUGACACGUUUGACACAUUUUCCUAUGAAUACGCCAAAAAGUGCCGUUCCGGUGACGAUGGUCCAACUCACUUUGAUCGCGCUUCGAAUCCUCAGUCUGCUACUGGCAGCGAUUCGUCCUUUGACUUCACAACAAGUAGCAACUCCACCAGCUACACCCACUCAGCCAACGGGCACGCAAAUUUCAAGUCCACCGUUGAGGACUAUGAAUCUACUACUGAUAACUCCGAAUCCACCACUGACGACUUCAACUCUGACGCUGACAAGCUGAUCAACUCCUACAUGGUCGGCCACGAUUCGUUGCUCCCUCUAGUCUCAUUCCUCAAGCAAAAGCUCGCCGACCCUCAUGGACGCUAUACUCUUGAUGACCUCGGCGGUGAACUUAAUGGCAUCAUGCUGGAGACCUAUUGCGGCUGGUUGGAAGAUGUUCGUCUUUCGGUCCCAAAUGCCUCGCCUGUUACAGUUCGGAAUGACCCCAAGUUUUGCUCCCACCUUGGUCUAUGGUACAAGGAGUUCGGUCGUCCCGUGUGCAAUGUUUGCAACUUGUGGAUGCCAACAUUCAUCCUUACCUGUCCUGGCUGCGGUCUGAACGCCUGUGUCAGAUGUAAGUUCACGGGUUAUGGUACGCAGGAGCAGUGA
This is a messenger RNA of Penicillium mononematosum, 1362 nucleotides long. RefSeq lists its product as uncharacterized. NCBI's taxonomy places the organism in Eukaryota, Fungi, Ascomycota, Eurotiomycetes, Eurotiales, Aspergillaceae. Gene Ontology annotation, cellular component: cytoplasm; nucleus. Gene Ontology annotation, molecular function: protein folding chaperone; protein-folding chaperone binding. The record is from RefSeq and is a predicted model, not a curated record. The coding region runs from base 1 to 1362 and encodes 453 amino acids. The transcript has 2 exons.